AUGGAAUCAAUCCUAGACUUUUCGCAAGAUCUGGACAUUAAUGCGCUGGAUCAAGUGGUAGAUACGUUUUACAAAGGAUCUGGCGCUCAGCAAAAACAAGCACAGGAGGUCUUGACGAAGUUCAAAGAGCAUCCUGACUCAUGGCAAAGAGCCGACCACAUAUUGCAAUUUUCGCAGAAUCCACAAACCAAGUUCAUAGGGCUCUCUAUUCUGGACAAACUGAUCACCACGAAGUGGAAAAUGCUACCUCCGGAACAUCGCGUUGGGAUCCGUAAUUUCAUUGUGGGAAUGAUAAUUUCGUUGUGCCAGGAUGACGCCGUGUUCCAGACUCAGAAAAACCUCAUCAACAAGUCAGAUCUAACCCUGGUACAAAUCCUGAAGCAGGAGUGGCCACAAAACUGGCCCGAUUUCAUUCCUGAGCUUGUCCAAAGCGCGCAGUCGUCUGUCAAUGUCUGUGAAAACAACAUGGUCAUUCUCAAGCUCCUUUCCGAAGAAGUUUUCGAUUUUUCCGCCGAGCAAAUGACCCAGGCUAAGGCUCUUCACCUCAAGACAUCCAUGUCUAAAGAGUUCGAACAAAUUUUCAAGCUCUGUUUCCAAGUCAUGGAUGCAGGGUCCACCACCUCCUUGGUGGUUGCUGCAUUGGAAUCUUUGCUAAGAUACUUACAUUGGAUUCCUUACCACUACAUUUACAACUCAAAUUUAUUGGAUAUGUUGAGCACAAAGUUUUUGAUGUCCUCAGAAACUAGAGCUGUCACUAUCAAGUGCUUGACAGAGAUUUCGAAUUUAGAGAUCCCGCAAAAUGAUACGAAGAUUGCAGAACAAACUGUUCUUUAUUUCCAAAACACUUUACAGCAAGUCGGAAAUAACGUCAUUCCUGUUACUGCUGACUUGAAAGCUACUUACGCCACCGCGAACGGCAGAGAUCAAUCUUUCUUGCAAGAUUUUGCUAUGCUUUUGACAACUUAUUUGGCGCGUCAUCGCGUCCUUCUGGAAAGCGACGAAAGGCUAAAGGAGCUACUACUGACGGCCCACCAGUACUUGAUCCAACUAUCCAAGAUUGACGAAAGAGAACUUUUCAAAACGACUCUUGAUUACUGGCAUCAUUUGGUUGCGAAUCUGUUCCAAGAAGUUCAAAAAUUGCCUGUUGCUGAGCUUAACCCGCUACUUCAGCUCUCGGUCGGUUCUCAAUCUAUCAAUUCCUCAGGCGGUGCGCCUAAUCCGGAGUUUCUGAAGAGAUUCCCGCUCAAGAAACACAUAUAUGACGGCGUGUGCUCUCAGCUUAGAUGGGUCGUGAUCGAAUCCAUGGUCAGACCAGAAGAAGUUUUGAUUGUUGAGAAUGACGAAGGUGAGAUUGUCAGAGAAUUCGUGAAAGAAUCAGACACAAUUCAACUUUACAAAUCAGAGAGAGAGGUCUUAGUCUACUUGACACACUUGGAUGUUGUUGACACUGAGGACAUCAUGAUAAAUAAGCUGGCCAGACAGAUUGACGGUUCGGAAUGGUCUUGGCACAACAUAAACACUCUAUGCUGGGCGAUUGGUUCAAUCUCUGGUACAAUGAGUGAAGAGACUGAAAAGAGGUUUGUUGUCACUGUCAUUAAGGACCUGCUAGCCUUGACCGAGAAGAAACGUGGCAAAGACAAUAAAGCGGUAGUGGCGUCAAAUAUCAUGUAUGUCGUUGGUCAAUACCCACGUUUUCUGAAAGCACACUGGAAAUUUCUGAAGACAGUCAUUAUUAAACUAUUCGAAUUUAUGCAUGAAACUCACGAAGGUGUUCAGGAUAUGGCUUGUGAUACAUUUAUCAAGAUAGUACGCAAGUGUAAGCACCACUUUGUUGUUCAGCAACCUAAUGAGCCGGAGCCAUUUAUCCAAACAAUUAUAAGGGAAAUUCAAAGCACUACUGCAGAUCUUCAACCUCAACAGGUGCAUACUUUUUACAAAGCCUGUGGUACCAUCAUAUCCGAUGAAAGAACUGUCGGGGAAAGGGAACGUCUGCUCAGUGAUUUAAUGCAGUUACCAAACAUGGCUUGGGAUGCUAUAGUUGCGCAAUCCUCUGCUAACCCUGAUUUAUUACUAGACCCUGAGACAGUCAAAAUUAUUGCAAACAUUCUAAAGACGAAUGUUGCAGUUUGCUCCACUAUGGGCGCUGAGUUUUACCCUCAGCUGGGACACAUUUACUACAAUAUGCUACAACUUUACAGAGCUGUGUCAUCUAUGAUUUCUGUUCAGGUUGCCAAGGACGGGCUUAUCGCAACCAAGACCCCCAAGGUGCGUGGUCUUAGAACUAUCAAGAAGGAGGUCCUGAAACUAGUUGAAUUUUACAUUUCCCAUGCUAAGAACCUCGACGAAGUGGUCAAGGUCCUCGUAGAGCCUUUGUUGAAUGCUGUACUCGAAGAUUACAUGAACAACGUUCCUGAUGCUAGAGAUGCAGAGGUGCUAAACUGUAUGACGACGGUUGUUCAUAAGGUUGGGCACAUGAUUCCAAGCGGUGUUAUCUUGAUUUUACAAAGUGUCUUCGAAUGCACUUUAGACAUGAUAAACAAGGACUUUACUGAAUAUCCGGAGCAUCGUGUUGAGUUUUACAGACUUCUCAAGGAAAUCAAUAGCAGAUCGUUCAACGCGCUGCUAGAAUUACCAUCAGCUGCGUUUAAGUUGUUUGUAGACGCAAUCUGCUGGGCUUUUAAGCACAAUAACAGAGAUGUUGAAGUCAACGGGUUACAACUUGCUCUUGAUUUGAUUAGAAAUAUCGAAGGAUUGGGUGCAACACCAUUCUCCAAUGCUUUCUAUGAAAAUUUCUAUUUCACUUUUAUCAGCGAGACCUUUUACGUUCUCACCGACUCUGACCAUAAAUCAGGCUUUUCGAAACAAUCACUUCUGCUAAUGAGACUAAUAUCCUUGGUCCAAGAAAACAAAAUUGCCGUGCCACUGUAUCAAUCUGGUGAUAUCCCAGAGGGUACAACCAAUCAACUGUACCUGGCCAACUACAUGGCUGGAAUGUUGAACAGUGCGUUUCCUCACUUGAGUCAAGAGCAGGUAACUGGUUUUAUCAGUGCAUUGAUCAAGCAGUAUCAGGACUCCACUAAAUUUGCUGCUACGCUAAGGGACUUUUUGGUUCAAAUUAAGGAGUUUGGCGGGGAUGCCACCGAUUAUCUGUUUGCAGAAGACAAGCAGAAAGCAUUAGAAGAGAAGACCAGAGUCGAGAAGGAGAGAGCAGCCACGAUCGGUGGUUUGUUAAAGCCUUCUGAGCUUGAAGAUUAA
Messenger RNA from Lachancea nothofagi CBS 11611, 3255 nucleotides. The record is from the annotation of a GenBank genome assembly. NCBI's taxonomy places the organism in Eukaryota, Fungi, Ascomycota, Saccharomycetes, Saccharomycetales, Saccharomycetaceae.